GAAGCAACGAAGCAACUUCAAAACCCUCACGUCAACUCCUUCCUUUUUCAAACUUCAAACUUCAACCAUAGCACCCAACAUAAUCCAGCAACAUGCUACUAAUUGGUCUCACCGGCUCUAUCGCGACCGGUAAAUCUACGGUCUCAUCAAUCCUUUCUCAAGCUCCAUACUCUCUUCCCAUUAUCGAUGCCGAUUUACUUGCGCGCAAAGUUGUAGAACCCGGAACUCCAGGUUACAACAAGAUUGUCGCACAUUUCUCACCAACUACUCCCGAUCUACUUCUUCCUCCUUCUCCCGAUCAUGAUAAUACAAAAGGCGCACCGUUAAAUAGGCCUGCACUAGGUAGAAGAGUGUUCGGGGAUAGUGAGGAGAGAAAAAGAGACAGGGCCGUGUUGAAUGGAAUUGUGCAUCCCGCAGUCAGAAAAGAGAUGUAUAAACAAUUGCUCGGGUGCUAUCUAAAGGGUUGUUGGGCCGUAGUUCUUGAUGUGCCUUUAUUGUUUGAGAGCGGAAUCGAUGCGAUAUGUGGUACUGUCCUUGUCGUGGCCGUACGGGAUCCAAAGAUACAAAUGCAAAGAUUAAGGGACAGAGACUCGCAUCUGACGGAAGAAGAUGCUGAGAACAGGGUUAAGAGCCAAGGGGACGUGAGGGAAAAGGCAAAGAGAUGUCAAGCCAGAGGGGAAGGACAUGGGUUGGUAGUUUGGAACGAUGAAGGAAAAGAUGAAUUGAAGAUAGAGCUGCAAAAGGUUAUGGAAAGUAUACAAGGCAAGAGUCCUAGAUGGUGGGCCUGGCUAUUACUUUUAUGCCCGCCACUAGCUGGUCUUGCUGGAAUUUGGAACUAUUGGAGAAAUCUUACGAUCAACAAAGAGUGGAAAAGAGGAGAGCUUCAAGCUAAGGCUAAGUUGUGAUAUCGCCAGCUACAUUAUUGCAUGGAUAUAAUUUUAUCAACUAAGUGAAUGACAAAGUCUCACAGGGAGGAUGGUUUGAAACAAGCCUGCACGGCUCAACAUAUAGGGUAGCAUUGCAGGAUGCCAUAUCUCAUAUCUAGCACUGGAAGAUCUUGACGACACGUAGCGAGGCCAAGAAUAGUAGGCAAGGCUCCAUUCUUUCUUAUAACAGCUCUCAAGAUAUGAUAUUCAGGUUGGGUAGCCUCACCUCAUCGAUCGAUGGCUCCUAUUCCUGUUCCUCCGAAUGUAGUAGCUCAUAGAGAGGGCAAUCGUCUAUUCUUUCCGCCAUAUUCAAAGAACUGGUCUCGAUGUCCGUUACAAUUCAAAUCCACUCUCUUUCGUUGAUGGCGCAUUUCUUGGCUAGGAUUUGGAUCAAAUCGACUUCACUUGGGCACUAGAUGAGGGUGAACAAACACUUGACAAGCGCAGACGAGUUGAUAGGUUACAAGAUCUUCAUGAUUGAAGUUUUGGUUGUAUUUUAUAUUCCCAGCAAACCUUUUCAGAGAGCAGAAACUCGAAUUGUUCGUCAAUCGAAAUCCACCUUAAACCCA
Messenger RNA from Botrytis cinerea B05.10, 1495 nucleotides. RefSeq names its product Bccab5 (gene Bccab5). Bases 93 to 905 code for a protein of 270 amino acids. Lineage: Eukaryota; Fungi; Ascomycota; Leotiomycetes; Helotiales; Sclerotiniaceae. Gene Ontology annotation, biological process: coenzyme A biosynthetic process. The record is from RefSeq and is a predicted model, not a curated record. The transcript has a single exon. Gene Ontology annotation, molecular function: dephospho-CoA kinase activity; ATP binding.